AUGGCACCACUUAAUAUAAUAACAAGUCUUUGUGUACUAGCAGCAUUGAUUCUACAAGUAAUUGCAUUAUGUGGCAACCUCCCUGGACUACGGAACGUGUAUUUUGUGCGGGUAGAUGCUGUGGUGACCAAUUCGUUAUUUGAUCGUAUACGACACAACAUUUUUGGUAUCCCGGAUACCAUCACCUUUGCAUCCUUUGUGAUCUGUCAAAGCUUUACGUCAGGACAACGACCCACGCUAUGUACUGAUCCAAGCUUGGGAUAUCGUUAUGAUGCAAGUGGGCUCUUGGGUACUUUGGAAGAUGCUAUACCAGAAGAUUUGCAUCGUUUCCUCUCUGUUGCACAAGCCGGUGUCUUGAUCCCUUCAGCAUGUUUUUGCUUUUUUGCCUUGGUGGGAUGUCUAUUGCGAGCUUGUAGGCGAUCCGAUCGACUUGGACGACCCUGUUUGCUUUCUAUUAUCAUUCAAACAGCACUUGCAUUUGCAUUGGCAUCGAUUGCAGUGGAAGUAGCUGGAUACAAGGCAGUGGGCAAAGCAUUGGGAGAAGCCGAAGAGCAUAUUCCGGGCCGAUCCGUGCAACUUGCAUCAGCCAUAGGCCCAGCUAUUUGGAUCACGGUGGCAGCGGCUAUCUUAUUGGCAAUCACUACCGUUAUCUAUAUAGCCGAACUUUGUCAUAUACAUCGACGACAAAAAAGGUCGCGUUGGCAACAACAGCAAGAAGCGCUGGAAAUGGGCCCUGUGCACUGA
Messenger RNA from Lichtheimia ornata, 744 nucleotides. RefSeq lists its product as uncharacterized. Gene Ontology annotation, cellular component: growing cell tip; plasma membrane; cell division site. The record is from RefSeq and is a predicted model, not a curated record. The transcript has 2 exons. NCBI's taxonomy places the organism in Eukaryota, Fungi, Mucoromycota, Mucoromycetes, Mucorales, Lichtheimiaceae. The coding region runs from base 1 to 744 and encodes 247 amino acids.